Molecule: messenger RNA, 930 nt
Organism: Hyaloscypha bicolor E
Lineage: Eukaryota; Fungi; Ascomycota; Leotiomycetes; Helotiales; Hyaloscyphaceae
Exons: 2
Coding region: 212-790 (192 amino acids)
Source: RefSeq, a predicted model, not a curated record
GGAUUAUAGCAUUUCACCUGUGCAAAUCCCUCAGACGGUGUGCUCGGUCGACCAGGAACACCCAGCCCCCAAGUGAGGUUACUUGGGUGUGGGUGAGGGCUUGGAUUCUGCGACAUCUUUUGACGUGCAAUACAGCUACACUUCCAAUGGCAAUACAACUCCAACCCCCAAUUCUGGAUUUCAAGAGCCCAGCGGCAUAGGAAAGGGUACUAUGGUGCUCAGGGGGGAGAGAUACAGCAGCUGGAAGCACACAAGAGGUAGUGUUUAUGAACGAGCCGGCAUCGACACCGGCUCGCACCCAACACCUCACAAACGUGAGCCGGAUACUAAUGACCGGAUAUUCAGGAAGAAGCGGAGGAUGAUCAGGGGAUCAAUGAAGGUGCGAAGGGUGGAAAGGACAGGAGAUGACCCAAAAUUCUCCAAAACUGACGCCGACAGUUCGCUCCACUGUCUCAUGAAGCCGAGCAGGACCGACACCGUUCCAACAAAGAACAACAUGUCCAGCAACAGAGAUAGAAUGAUCAACAGCAUAUCUGAGGAGGCAGAAGGGGUGAACGGCAAGAUAUCUCGAUGCUCCCAAACUGACGCCGACCGAGAGAUUGUGCUCCUCCCUGAACGCGAGCCGGACCCGCCGAAACGGGUAAUAAACAAACAGAAAAGGACUUACCCAGUACGUCCUCUUUCACAGAAAAGGAGAUGGAACCAACUGCAGUUGGCUGUCAAGCACUGCUUUGCCGCUGUGCGAGGUGCGAUGUGGAAGGAUGCUGUGGUUGUGGGAAAGAAAAAUUGAAUGAAGAGGUGGAAGUUGGUGUUCGUUUUCUGUUCUGGAGCCUCGUCCUCAUGCAGAUGCGGAUAGCCUUGUCCUCACGUGGGCGCUAUGAGGACGAGGCUCUGAUAUCGAUACCGGAGAGAUUUAGGGGCUAUUCACCG